UGUCACAUGACCCUGACUCAGUCCUUUCCGCCUACUUCGACUGUUAUCGCUCCUCAACUCAAACUCAAUCUGCCUCGAACACACCUGUUCUCGACAAAGAUACAGCAAUCGCAGUCUCGUCAGAUAGACAACGAUAUAUUAGACCACACAUCGAUCCAUAAUGGCCACUGCCCGCGAACGACGCAACUCGCUCAUCGACCAAGAGUCCGCGCGCUUACUCGGCGACUUUGACGAGCGCGACGACCUCGCUGUCGACGACGGUCCCGACGGCCCUUCCUCCGCCUCUGCUGUCGCGUCCGAGGACGUCGAGGCCGCUGUUGCCGAGCGCGAGGUCGACGAGCUUUCUACGAGGGCUCUUGUCACUCUCUUUUGCUCGCUUUAUAUCGGCGUCUUUCUGUGUGCGUUGGACGGAACGGUUAUCGUCACGCUUAUUUCGCAUAUCGCGUCCGAGUUUCAUGAUUUUAGAUCGGUGUCCUGGAUCGCGACUGCGUAUUUGAUUGCCGUCGCCGCCUUCCAGCCGUUGUAUGGAAAGAUCUCUGAUAUCUACGGUCGCAAGGCCCUCCUCAUCUUCAGCAAUGCCGCAUUCGCUAUCGGCUGCGUUCUCUGCGGCCUCGCCUCCUCCGUCUGGUUCCUCGUCUUUGCCCGCGUGAUCGCCGGCAUCGGCGGCGCAGGCCUCAACUCGCUCUCCGUCAUCACCCUCUCCGACCUCGUCCCGCUCCGCCAGCGCUCGCUCCUGCACGGCAUCGGCAGCGUGCUCUACAACUCCGGCGCUGCCGUCGGCGGCGUCUUUGGCGGGCUGAUUACCGAUGCUGUGGGCUGGCGCUGGGCGUUUUAUAUUCAAGUUCCGUUCGUGCUGAUUUCGGCGGUUACCAUCCAGCUCAACUUGAAAGGCAAGCCCGUGUCUGAGAUUGAGUCGGGGAGGUUGAAGCGGAUUGACUUCCUCGGCUCGUUUGCGCUCGUGAGUGCGUUGACGCUGUUCAUGCUCGCCAUGUCGAUCGGCGGAAACUACGUGCCCUGGACAUCCCCCCUCAUCUUUAUCUUCUUCACACUCUCCUUCGCCUUCAUCGCCGCGUUCGUGCACAUCGAGCUCAAGGUCGCCGCCGAACCCGUGAUCCCCGUGCAACUGCUCAAAGACCGCACGAUCCUUGGCUCGGCCAUCUCCAACGCGCUCAUCUUCAUGAUCUCCUACUCCCACCUCUUCUACGUGCCCAUCUACCUCAUCUCCGUCCGCGGCGUGUCCGCCACCGCAGCCGGGACAAACAUUAUCUCAAACUUCAUCGGCACCGGCAUCGGCGCAAUCUCAACCGGCACCUACAUGCGCGCCACGGGCAAGUACUUCCGCGCCAUGCUCUUCAACGCCUGCCUCCUCUUUCUCGGCUGCAUCCUCGUCAGCACGUACUCCGAAACCACAAGCACAUUCACCCAAGUCUUCUUCCUCCUCAUCCCCGGCAUCGGCUUCGGCUCCCUCCUCACCUCCACCCUCAUCGCGCUCAUCGCCUCCGUCCCGCACGAAUUCCAAGCCGUCACGACAUCAAUCCAAUACGGCUUCCGCGGCAUGGGCUCCACGGUAGGCGUCACCAUCGCCUCCGCCGUCUUCCAAAACGUGCUCGCGACCGAGCUCUACGAAAAAAUCACGGGGCCAGGCGCCGCAGAGAUGAUUUCGCGCGUGCUCGACUCGGUCGAGGAAGUCGAGAACUUGCCGGACGAGUAUCGCGAGAUUGCGCGGGGCGGGUUUUUGGUCGCCAGUCGGUGGGUGUUUUAUUUUGCGGUCGGGCUGGGGUUUUUGAAUAUUCUAGCGAUUUCGAUUAUGAAGGAGCAUACUUUGCAUACCACAAUCCAGAGAAGGGAGUAGAGAAAAUGAGGGGGGGGUGCCUCUACAUUAAAAUAUAAGUGUUUUUUUGGAAUGAAUAUAAAGAGAAGAAAAGAGUUGCUGUUUAGUUUGGUUUAAUAGAGAAUAGAAUAUUUCUUUGAGUGUAUACUUUCGACCGCAGACAAAUAUAACAAG
Molecule: messenger RNA, 2005 nt
Organism: Myxozyma melibiosi
Lineage: Eukaryota; Fungi; Ascomycota; Lipomycetes; Lipomycetales; Lipomycetaceae
Product: multidrug resistance protein fnx1
Exons: 2
Coding region: 161-1852 (563 amino acids)
Biological process (GO): basic amino acid transport; transmembrane transport
Cellular component (GO): fungal-type vacuole membrane
Molecular function (GO): basic amino acid transmembrane transporter activity
Source: RefSeq, a predicted model, not a curated record